ACCCCAUGCCUGAGCCUGUUGUGCUUCCUGCACCCGCCCCCGCAGAGGUAGUGCCUGAGGUAGUUGUGCCUGAGCCUGUCGUACUCCCUGAGCCCACCCCCGCCGAGGUAGCGCCUGAGCCUGUCGUACUCCCUGAGCCUGCCCCCGCAGAGGUAGUUGUGCCUGAGCCUACCCCCGUUGUGGUAGUGCCUGAGCCUACCCCCGUGGAAGUCGCACCUACGCCCGCCGAGGUCGCUGAGAUCGCCGAGGUCCCAGCCCCUGAAGCCGAGGCCGCUGAAGGCAGCAGCCAGAUCAUCAACGUGAUGCUGAACUUCAUCUUCGGAGCAAGCGGCUCCCUGUCCUCGGUCGAGGUGCCUGCUAACAUCAUCCCCCAGGUGGUUGGCGCUCCCCGUGUCUAAAGUGUACUGAAAUAGGUUUUUAUAUGGCAUUUAUGAAUGAAAAUAAUUAAUGAAUAAAA
Messenger RNA from Cydia fagiglandana, 457 nucleotides. RefSeq names its product magnetosome-associated protein MamJ-like. The coding region runs from base 6 to 398 and encodes 130 amino acids. The transcript has a single exon. The record is from RefSeq and is a predicted model, not a curated record. Lineage: Eukaryota; Metazoa; Arthropoda; Insecta; Lepidoptera; Tortricidae.